AUGGCUACCGUCUUGUCCUCCGUCGAGGGCACGUUGCUAGUCGGCGUGCUUAUCGUCGGGCUAUAUGCGGCGUACCGAGCCGCGCUGCCCAAGCCCCUCGCCAACAUCCCAUACAACCGCGAUGCUGCCCGCAGGCUGCUUGGUGAUGUUCCCGAGAUGGUGGCCUAUGUCGUGCGCACAAAGCGUGUUUUUUGCUGGUUGACCUCGCUAACGAGGCGGCACCAAAGCCCCAUCAUACAAGCCUUUAUCAAGCCCAUGUCGCUGCCCUGGGUUGUAGUGACGGACCCAUUUGAGAGCCAGGACAUUCUCCUGCGGCGCACCAAGGAAUUCGACCGCAGCGGCUUCUUUGGCGAGCUGAUCGGCGGCAUCCUACCGGAGCAGCACAUCCAGUUUCUGUCGAGCGAUGCGCGCUUCAAGAACAACCGCAACCUCAUCAAUCACCUGAUGGCGCCGACCUUCAUCACCCAGGUCAGCGGGCCGCAGGCCUACAAGGCCGCUUCGACUCUGAUCCGCCUAUGGGAGCUCAAGUGCAGCAUGGCGGACGGCCGACCGUUCGCGGCCCACGCCGACAUCACCUACAUGGCGCUGGACACCAUCUUCGCCGCCAUGUUUGGCCACCCCGAGUCGGAGAGCAUCAUGAUCCGGCGCCUGCAGGCAGUGUCGGCGCAGCGGGACAAGGGCGAGAUGAAGACGCCCAGCAACACCGACCAGCCCGUGCUGUUUCCUGACGCCGAGUUGCCCGAGGUCUUCGCCGCCGCGCUCACGCUGGCCACCUCGGUGAUGCACACGCAGUUGUCGCCGCUGCCCCGGCUCACCUCGUGGGUGCUCCGCCAGUUCCCCUACAUGAAGAGGGCCACUGCCAUCAAGGACAAGUACAUCCGCGACAAGGUCGACGAGUCGGUGCGGCUGAUGGACGGCGGCAAGGACGAAGACGCCACACACAGCCCGCGCACGGCGCUGCACUCGGUGCUGCUCCGCGAGCGCGACGUCGCCGCGAAGGAGGGCCGUCGGCCCGACUACCACAAGCGCGCCAUCGCCGACGAGUUCUUCGGCUUCAUGCUCGCGGGCCACGACACGUCGGCCACGACGCUCGCCUGGGGCGUCAAGUUCCUGGCCGACCACCCGGCGGCGCAGGACCGCCUGCGCGCCGAGCUGCGCGCCGCGCUGCCCGAGGCGGCCGCCGCUGCCGCCGCCGCCGCACGCGGCGGCAAGCACCACGCGGGGCCGAGCUACAGCGAGCUCGCGCGGGCCCACAUCCCCUACCUGGACGCGGUGGUGGAGGAGGUGCUCCGGCACGCCAACACCAUCGCCUUUGUGGUGCGCGUCGCGCUGCAGGACACCACCGUGCUGGGGCGUCACAUCCCCAAGGGCACCGACGUCUUCCUCAUGGCCAACGGCGCCGGGUACCUGGAGCCGAGCCUGCCGGUGGCGGACGAGACGCGCAGUCCCGGGGCGCGGCGGCGCGGCGAGGCGGCCAAGAGCAGGGGGCUCACGGGCGCGUGGGACGACGGCGACAUAGGCGCCUUCCGGCCCGAACGGUGGCUCCGCAAGGACAAGGACGACAAGGACGGCGGCGGCGCCGAGGUGUUCGACCCGAUGGCGGGCCCGUCUCUCGCCUUCGGCCUGGGCCCGCGCGGCUGCUUCGGCCGGCGGUUCGCGCUGCACGCGCUCAAGAUCCAGUUCGCCCUGAUCGUCUGGCACUUCCACCUGCUGCCGGUCCCGCCCGGGCUCGGGGGCUACGAUGCGGUGCAGAAAUUCGCCCGGGAGCCGACGAGGUGCUACGUGCGGUUGCGCAAUGCCAUCAUUUAG
This is a messenger RNA of Thermothielavioides terrestris NRRL 8126, 1809 nucleotides long. RefSeq lists its product as uncharacterized. Gene Ontology annotation, molecular function: monooxygenase activity; iron ion binding; oxidoreductase activity, acting on paired donors, with incorporation or reduction of molecular oxygen. Lineage: Eukaryota; Fungi; Ascomycota; Sordariomycetes; Sordariales; Chaetomiaceae. The transcript is spliced from 2 exons. The record is from RefSeq and is a predicted model, not a curated record. The coding region runs from base 1 to 1809 and encodes 602 amino acids.